Molecule: messenger RNA, 1431 nt
Organism: Eimeria maxima
Lineage: Eukaryota; Apicomplexa; Conoidasida; Eucoccidiorida; Eimeriidae
Exons: 1
Source: RefSeq, a predicted model, not a curated record
AUGCAGUCCCUACAAGGAAUCAAGUAUGGUGCUGAAAAGGAGACAGGAGGCAGUGGAGGGGACAGCAACAGCAACAACAGCAGCAACAGCAAGAAUAGCAACAAGAAGAGCAGCAGCAGCAACAGAGUAUCUGGUUGUGGAUUUGCUGCUGCAGUAAGGGGACUGGAGUGCAGCAAGGAGACAGCAGAAAUAUUAGAGAAAUAUUUACAUCGUUUAUCUACUCGGGUGUCUAGGGAGAUAAAACAUUUGCUGCUGCGGUGGGUGCAGCAAGCCCUAGAUUGCUGCGAGCUUGCUGCUGCAUGCCGCAUGCAUGUACAUUUGCUGCUGCUAAGAAGAGACACUUUAUGGGAAGAAUUAGAUCUAGAGACAGUUACGGAGACUGUCUCCUCUUUAUUCUUCUUAUUUGCUCAUCAUCCUUUUGCUGCUGAUUUACCUGGUGGGCCUCUCUCGCUGCAGCUGCUGCAGCUGCAGCAGCAGCAGCAGCAGCAGCAAGGGGGGGUAGGACGUCUAGGCAGCAGCAGCGGCAGCGGCAGCAACCUUAUGGCAUCUGCGUCACGUAGCGGUCUUGGUGGUGAUGGUGUUGGUGGUGGUGCUGCUGCAACAACAGCAGCAGGAGGAUCAGGAGACACUGCAGCAGCAGCAGCAGCAGCAGAACCAUUAGGUGUCUCCGAUGCAGAAAUAUUUCAGCUGCUGCAGCAGCAGCGGCUGCUGCUAAUUAGUUGGCUAAAUAAACAUCCAGAGGCAACAGGGACAGUAUUGGAGACAGUUAUACAGCGGGUAACUUUUUCUGGUACAACUAUGAGUACAGUUCGUGCUGCUGCUGCUGCUGCAGCAGCAGCAGCAGCAGCAGCUGAACAAGGUCAAGUAGUAUCUGAUGCUGCUGCUGAUGCUGCUGCACUUCCUCCUGCUGCUGCUGCACAACUUAUAGGAGGAGACGCUGAACUUGCAGACCCAGAUAAGUUUAUUGCUACAGGAACACCACAAGCAGCAGCAGCAGCAGCAGCUGCUGCUGCUGCUGCAGCAACAGGAAGUGAUGCCCAAGGUGUAGCAGCAGGAACAAGACAAUGGAGGGCUGUUACUGGCCUUGGUGUCUCCGGCAGAUAUAUUCCUGCUGCUGCUGCUGCAGCAGCAGCAGCUGAAGAUGAAGAGGAUGGAGAGACAGGAGACAACAGCAACUCUGCUGCUGCUGCAGCUGCUGCUACGAAGGACUUAGCAGCACAACAGCAACAGCAGCAGCAGCAGAAGCAGGAAGGAGUAGGCCUGUUGCGCGGUGCUGUAGUAGCUAUGCAUGCAGCAGUUAAGCGCAGUACAUUAAGAUUAUUAGGUGGCUAUACACCCCAACCUGCUGCUGCAGCAGGAGCAGCAGCAGCAUAUGCUAAUUAUCUUAAAUCAUGUCUUGAGGUCAAAUCAGAAGUACAGAUAAAUCUACAG